AUGGCCGAGUGGCUGCUGCCCGCGUCGCCAAACUGGUACUGCAGCAGAGUCGUUGACGCGACGCCUGCAACCGCGUCACAGCCAACCCGAAGCCACCCGUCGUCCUCGUUAGCACAGUUGCACCCAGGAGGAUUGCCUUCAUCGAUUCCAUCGACAUCCGGCGAGAUCACAGCGACGAGUCCAAGCAAUGGCAGUGGUAAUGCUACGCUGGUCGCGUUCGCAGCAAAGGCCGCCAUCACAGUGCUCAUGGUCCAAGACGCCGCUGCAGUGGCCAACAAGCGAUCAGCAGUGCAUCGCGCAUCGGGUCAGGCGGAAUCCGCAGACGGAGCAGCGACCGUGGCUCACAUCGACGCACAGGCGCCGCCAAGCAGCGACGAUCAUCAUCAAGACCAACCGCACCAUCGUGUGCCAAGCUCAAACUCAAGCUCAAAC
Messenger RNA from Capsaspora owczarzaki ATCC 30864, 432 nucleotides. RefSeq lists its product as hypothetical. The record is from RefSeq and is a predicted model, not a curated record. The annotation marks the transcript as partial. NCBI's taxonomy places the organism in Eukaryota, Filasterea, Ministeriida, Capsasporidae. The transcript has a single exon.